GAUCGUGAAACUCCGUUGCUAAGGGAAUGAUUUAUGAUUAAUGGUGUAAAAUAUUACGAGACGAUUUCAACGAGAAUUUAAGACCUAUGUUAAUCAAUGUCUAUGAACAGCGGAAAAAUUUAUAUUCAAUGGACAAGAGAUGGAAAACUUGCUGGUUCUCGCGUUCCCAGCGUUACACAAUAUCAAGAAAAGCGGUUGAUGCCCACAAAAAUAAGCCUUUGUACAAGGAAAUAUGAAAGAGCUCGUGCUGAUAAGAUAAAUGAAAGACGGGAAGAAGAUGAAGAGGAUCAAAGCCGUUCUUUCAUGAGGUUAAACCUGGAUACACCAUCUCCAACAGCCUAUAAUAUACCAACUAACCCACCUAAUAUGACCAAGCCCCCAGCGUUUACAAUGAGACCCAAGACAUAUCCCGAGAAAACGGGUGGUGACCGAGUGUCCUGGGGCAAGGAAUGGUUUAGUAACAGCAAUCAAUGGUCGCUGAGAACAGAUUUUGAUAGCAAGAAUAAGUGGCCUUCACCAUCUGAUCAUGUCCCAAGAUCUACAAUUGGCUGGCCCCAACUAACGUUUCAUCAAUCUCCGUCACACAGUAUCGGCACAAGAAAGGAAUUCAUGCUCGUCUCUAAAGAUGCAAAAUCUUUUCCUAGUCCAUGUAGUUAUGAUCGUUCACAGAGUCAAAAUAAAACUCUUGCUAACUCACCCAGUUUUACAAUACAGCAAGGACGGAGACAAGGAACGCUUCCUUUUAUUCCUAGAAAUGGUUCAUCACCAGGGCCUGGCUCCUAUAACCCGAAAGUAUUUAAAACCAGCUCGAAGGUUCGGCGGCCUGCGUUCACGAUCGCUAAAUCUCCAAGAGUAAUCGGAAUCACCCGGAAUUGUACAUUUUAAGAUCCUGGAGAAACUGACCAAAUCUAUCAUCUAUGUAGUCGACAUCCAUGGGUGCAGACCAUUGCAGUGGUCUUAAGACUGCCAGUCUAUCAGGUCCAG
This is a messenger RNA of Dendronephthya gigantea, 984 nucleotides long. Its product is annotated as protein STPG3-like. NCBI's taxonomy places the organism in Eukaryota, Metazoa, Cnidaria, Anthozoa, Malacalcyonacea, Nephtheidae. The record is from RefSeq and is a predicted model, not a curated record. The coding region runs from base 97 to 885 and encodes 262 amino acids. The transcript has 8 exons.